AAAAGAUAUUGAACUUUUUUCCAACUUGUUAGCGUCAGGCAUGACAUCAAAGGCACAUAACAUUUCACAAUAUAAACCAAAAACUCCAAUAUCCAAACCUUUUAAAAAGAAAAACAAUGGAGUUUUCCGGCAACCAUAACAGCGGUGCACACGUUUUCCUAUUCCCUUUCCCUACUUCCGGUCACAUAAUCCCCCUCCUUGAUCUAGCCAAUCACCUAAUAAAUCAUAACGUAAAUCUCACUAUUCUAGUCACAACACCUCUUAUUCUACCAUUACUUGAGCCCAUUCGAGCAACUCACUCUUCAAAUUCCAUUCAAACACUUGUCCUUCAAGUUCCUGAACCACCGGUUGGAUCCAAUUUUGCUACAAGAAUUCGUUCGACUUUUGAGCUUUACGAUCCGAUUGUAGAUUGGUUUAAUACACAUACAUCUCCUCCCGUCGCUUUUAUAUCCGAUUUCUUCCUUGGUUGGACUCAUCAACAGGCAUGCCGAUUAGGUAUUCGACGUAUUGUCUUUUGGCCGUCUGGAGCUUUUACUUGCUUAGUUAUGAGUCACAAAUGGAGAAACCUUGAAGAAAUCUUCGCAAAAUCUGAUGAAAAUUGUUUAGUUACUUUCGAUAAUAUACCCAAUAAUCCGGAAUAUCCUCGGCAGCAGGUGUGUACGUUGAGCAGUCAGUAUAGAAAAGGAGACCGAGACUGGGAAUUUGUAAGACGAGGUUUGUUAGAUAAUGAGAAAAGUUGGGGUGCCCUUUUCAACUCUUGUGGAGAAAUAGAGGGUGUUUUUAUUGAUGGGCUGAAGAGACAAACGGGUCAUGAUAGGGUUUGGGCUGUUGGGCCUUUGAUACAGUUGGAUAGUAAUGUAGUAGGCCCGUAUUAUUCUCAACGUGGCGGGUUGAGCGCAAUGCCACAUGACGAAGUGAUGACGUGGUUAGAUGAUAAGGCCGAUGACUCAGUUGUUUAUGUGUGCUUCGGGAGUCUUUCGACGUUGACGUGACAGCAAACAGAUGCCCUGGCAACAGCCCUAGAAAGUAGCGGGAUGAAUUUCGUCUGGUGCUUUAGAAUUCAAGAGGGAGGAGAGACGGGCAAUGAGGAUGUGGUUACAAAAGAAUACGAAAAUCGAGUAGCGACUAGAGGAUUAACAAUUAAAGGUUGGGCUCCACAAGUUGCACUACUGAAACAUCAGGCCGUGGGCGUUUUCUUGACUCAUUGUGGAUAGAACUCAGUACUAGAAGGUAUAUGCUCGAAAGUGCUCAUGCUAACAUGGCCUAUGGGUGCAGACCAAUUUAUAAGUGCAGAAUUGUUAGUUAACGAACUAAAAGUGGGAAUUAAGGCAUACAAAGGUGGCAGUCAAGUAGUUCCAGAUUCAUUAGAGUUGGCUUAAAUCUUAUACGAGUCAGUUAGUGGAACUCGUUCACAGAAAGAGCGAAUGAAGAAACUCCACGAGGGUGUCCUGGAAACGGUUCAAGAGGGAGGGAGCUCGAGCCAAGAUUUUCAAGCAGUUGUCAAGCAACUAUGUCAACUUCCAAGUGUUGUCUUUAAAUACGAAAUCGAAUAAUAUGUAAUAAGGGUGGGACUAAAACUGAAAUGUUUGCAAGGCACAAAUUUUUGUUGAAGAAA
This is a messenger RNA of Capsicum annuum, 1615 nucleotides long. RefSeq names its product UDP-glycosyltransferase 89B2. The record is from RefSeq and is a predicted model, not a curated record. Bases 117 to 992 code for a protein of 291 amino acids. The transcript has a single exon. NCBI's taxonomy places the organism in Eukaryota, Viridiplantae, Streptophyta, Magnoliopsida, Solanales, Solanaceae.